Monascus purpureus is the source of this 2599-nucleotide messenger RNA. Lineage: Eukaryota; Fungi; Ascomycota; Eurotiomycetes; Eurotiales; Aspergillaceae. The record is from the annotation of a GenBank genome assembly.
CAGCUUCCGGCACUUCGAGUCGGAGCUUCAUCUUCUACUCCGACGGCGACGCGUCGUCUGAAUCCCGCGUUCUAUUCACAGAGGAUGGUAUUACUGCAGCCGCGAUUCCACUGUGAUUUUUAAUUUUAUAAGCGGAAGGCGCAUGGUCGCCUCCUUUCAUUACUGAAUUGUUGCGUUACUCCGAAUCAUUUGCCUUUUUCAGACGGAAGAAGCCUUUGCACCAGCCCAACUAAUUGGCUCUGAUCUCGAGCUUUGCUUGCUGUGGUUCAACAUGGAGGGCAAUUUUACGGAGGACAAUAUCAGAGAGCUGAGAUUCCGGCUCGAGGAAGCCACUAUUAAAUGCUCUGAGCGUUGUCUCUAUCAAUCAGCAAAAUGGGCCGCGGAAAUGCUUAAUUCCCUUAUACCGCUCGACGAUAAUGAUACCGAUCCUGAUUCCCCUAUGGAUAUUGCCGAUCCACCGUCUAUCCCUCAAAACCCUUACCUUCGAGUUCAGGACCCUCUCGAAGCUGCACUAGAAGCACAAGAAGCUCACAAAUACCUACUAGCAAAGUCGUUCUUUGAUACACGGGAAUAUGACCGAUGCGCUGCAGUUUUUCUUCCGCCAAUGAUAACUCCUAUCCCUCAUCUAGGCACAUCGAACACCCCUUCGAAGACAAGACAGUCGUUGACACCGCAUAAAGGCAAAGCGAAGGAGUCGCCUGUCAAAAGCAGUUCUGGCACGAGGAAUCCUUAUCCGAGGCUCAGCCAGAAGUCUUUGUUUCUUGCGUUAUAUGCCAAAUACCUAGCAGGGGAGAAGCGAAAAGAUGAGGAGACUGAGAUGGUGCUGGGUCCUGCAGACGGUGGAAUGACAGUCAACCGCGAACUUCCAGACUUGGCACGAGGCCUUGAAGGCUGGUUAACCGAAAGACGUGAAAAGGGUCUAGAGGAUCGUGGCCAGGGCUGGCUGGAGUAUCUCUACGGAGUUAUAUUACUUAAAGGACGUAACGAGGAAGAAGCGAAGAAGUGGCUUAUACGAAGUGUUCAUCUCAACCCAUUCCACUGGGGCGCAUGGCAGGAGUUGAACGACUUACUGGGUAGCACUGAAGAUUUGAAACAAGUACUGGAUCUUCUUCCCCAGAACAUCAUGACUCUCAUCUUUCACGUUCAUUGCAGUCAAGAGCUAUAUCAAGCUACUGAAGACACUUAUCAAGCGCUGUCAGAGCUUGAGACUAUAUUUCCAGAUAGUGCAUUUCUCAAGACGCAGAGGGCGCUUCUUUACUAUCACUCCAAGGAUUUUGAUGAAGCAUCACACAUAUUUACUGAAAUCUUAGUCAGCUCUCCUCAUCGUCUGGACGGUCUUGACCAUUAUUCGAAUAUUCUCUAUGUUGUGGGCGCACGCCCCCAGCUAGCCUUCAUAGCCCAGGUUGCAACUGCCACAGACAAGUUCCGCCCAGAAACCUGUUGCGUUGUCGGAAAUUACUACUCCUUAAAAUCUGAACAUGAAAAAGCGGUGAUGUACUUCCGACGAGCCUUGACAUUGGAUCGCAAUUUCCUAUCUGCCUGGACCUUGAUGGGCCACGAGUAUAUCGAAAUGAAGAAUACACAUGCGGCAAUCGAAUCGUAUCGUCGUGCCGUGGACGUCAACCGGAAAGACUAUCGCGCAUGGUAUGGUCUAGGCCAGGCUUAUGAGGUUCUGGACAUGUCCUUCUACUCCCUCUUCUAUUACCAACGGGCAGCCGCUCUGCGACCAUACGAUCCCAAGAUGUGGCAGGCAGUGGGAUCCUGCUACACUAAAAUGGGCCGCCUCGAGGAGAGCAUUAAAGCCCUCAAGCGUGCCCUUGUGGCAGGUUCCUAUUAUGCCGAAGACACAUCUCACGUUGGAUCACCGGCCCGCAAGAUCCUUGACCCCGAAACCCUUCACCAGAUCGCAACACUCUACGAACGACUAGGCGAUGAAGAGGAAACAGCCGCUUACAUGGAACUUAUUCUUCAGCAAGAAACUGGUCAAGUAUCCCGCGACGAUGAAGAUAUCUCUUCCGAUAACGAAAACGAUGACGAUCACGAUGGGUCAGAGAGUGGAAUCACACGUGCUGACAGAAGUGGUUUGCAUUCAUCUUAUAAUGACGAGGACGGGGAUAUGUCUCAAGGGACGGGCGUAACUGCGACAACAUCGAAAGCACGCUUGUGGCUUGCCCGAUGGUCAUUGCUAAAUGAGGAUUUAGAUCGCGCGGAUCAGUUAGCUGGUGAACUUUGUCAGGAUGGAGUGGAGGUUGAAGAGGCGAAGGCAUUGAUGAGAGAUGUCCGCGCGAGGAGAGAGGGUGGGUAGCUUUUCAUCAUCGACAUUCCAUGACCAUCCUUGCAUCAACCUGCAUGUUUCGUUUCUUGGGGGUUCCUUUAUUACAGCGUGAGGCGUUUAAGCUAUGGAUGAUGACGGUCUACUACUUAUGCCUACAAUGUUGACAUUAAGUUUUCAUGUAUUAUAAUUUUGUCCACUAGGUGGGUCUACUUAAGUUUCAUUAGUCCUUUCUAUUUAUUCCUCGAUCAGUUAAGCUGAAGACCACCACAUACAACUCCAACAAGCUCUCUCUCUCUCUCUCUUUUUUUUUUUUUUUUUUUUUUU